This is a messenger RNA of Erinaceus europaeus (western European hedgehog), 1725 nucleotides long. It is a transcript of the gene ACP2, whose product is annotated as acid phosphatase 2, lysosomal. The record is from RefSeq and is a predicted model, not a curated record. NCBI's taxonomy places the organism in Eukaryota, Metazoa, Chordata, Mammalia, Eulipotyphla, Erinaceidae. Gene Ontology annotation, biological process: lysosome organization; dephosphorylation. Bases 40 to 1311 code for a protein of 423 amino acids. The transcript is spliced from 11 exons. Gene Ontology annotation, cellular component: lysosome. Gene Ontology annotation, molecular function: acid phosphatase activity.
CCCCAAGGUUCCGGUCUCCUCGCUGCCACUCUAGUGGUGAUGGCGGGCGGGCAGCUGGGCUGGAGCCGGGCGGCUCUUCUCCGGCUCCUUCUUGGCAUGAGCCUGCUGGUGCUUCCACACAUCCAGGCCCGGAGACUUCGCUUCGUUACCUUGCUGUACCGACAUGGAGACCGGUCUCCAGUGAAGACAUAUCCCAAGGAUCCCUAUCAGGAAAGCGAAUGGCCCCAGGGGUUUGGUCAGCUUACCAAGGAGGGGAUGCUACAGCACUGGGAGCUGGGUCAGGCUCUACGGCUACGCUACCAUGGUUUUCUCAACGCCUCUUACCACCGGCAAGAGGUUUACGUGCGUAGCACUGACUUUGACCGCACGCUCAUGAGUGCUGAGGCCAACCUGGCUGGACUCUUCCCUCCUCAUGGAACCCAACGCUUCAACCCCAACAUUUCCUGGCAGCCCAUCCCUGUCCACACUGUACCCAUCACUGAGGACAGGCUACUGAAGUUCCCCCUGGGCCCGUGUCCCCGUUACGAGCAGCUGCAGAACGAGACCCGGCAGACACCGGAGUACCAGAAUGAGAGCAACCAGAAUGCACAAUUUCUGAAGAUGGUGGCCAAUGAGACAGGGCUUACAGACCUGACCCUGGAGACCAUUUGGAAUGUCUAUGACACUCUCUUCUGUGAGCAAACCCACGGGCUGGUCCUGCCACUCUGGGCCUCACCCCAAACCAUGCAGCGGCUGAGCCAGCUGAAGGACUUCAGCUUCCGAUUCCUCUUCGGGAUCUACCAGCAGGCAGCGAAGGCCCGGCUUCAGGGGGGAGUCCUGCUGGCUCAGAUACGGACGAACCUGACUCUGAUGGCCACCUCCUCCCAACUCCCGAAGCUGCUGAUAUACUCUGCGCACGACACUACUCUGGUUGCCCUGCAAAUGGCACUGAAUGUCUACAAUGGGCAGCAGGCCCCCUAUGCCUCCUGCCACAUCUUUGAGCUAUACCAGGAAGAUAAUGGGAAUUUCUCAGUGGAGAUGUACUUCCGGAACGAGAGUAAGAAGGCACCCUGGCCGCUGACCCUGCCUGGUUGCCCUCACCGCUGCCCCCUGCAGGACUUCCUGAGCCUUACGGAGUCUGUGGUGCCCAAGGACUGGCAACAAGAGUGCCAGCUGGCCAGUGGUCCCGCAGACACAGAGGUGAUCGUGGCCUUGGCUGUGUGUGGUUCCAUCCUCUUCCUCCUCAUAGUGCUGCUGCUCACCGUCCUCUUCCGGAUGCAGGCCCAGCCUCCUGGCUACCGCCACAUUGCAGACACAGAGGACCACGCCUGACAACCACUCAGCCCCCUUCCCUCUGCCUCCUAGGGGAGGUGGGCUGGGCCCCUGCUCCUGACUGUUGCUGCUCCCCAGCCCAUGGACAGGAGACCCUGGGUUGGGCCUCCCUCCAAUUACCUUUGUGAACGAAUGGGGCUCAGCAUGGCCCAGGGCACCUGCUACCCAGCAUGCCUGUGCCUGAUACCUACGGAGUACCAUGCUGGACAUUGGCUUUCUCCAAGUGGGACUUGCCUCCUCCCUGCUCCCCAAGCACCCAAAAUGUAGACAAGCAUCCUAAGUUCCACUAUGGACCCAGGGUUACAAAAAUGGAAGGAACCGGUGUUUGAUCUGCACCGCCCCUUCCUUCACCAAGCCCGUGUCGCUCUCUCUUCCAGCCCAGAAACUUUGGCAAAUGACUCAGAGGACACAGUC